Messenger RNA from Nestor notabilis (Kea), 1178 nucleotides. RefSeq names its product sodium/potassium/calcium exchanger 4-like. Gene Ontology annotation, molecular function: calcium, potassium:sodium antiporter activity; calcium channel activity. Gene Ontology annotation, cellular component: membrane. The annotation marks the transcript as partial. The transcript is spliced from 12 exons. Gene Ontology annotation, biological process: sensory perception of smell; calcium ion transmembrane transport; intracellular calcium ion homeostasis. The record is from RefSeq and is a predicted model, not a curated record. NCBI's taxonomy places the organism in Eukaryota, Metazoa, Chordata, Aves, Psittaciformes, Psittacidae.
AUGAAGGCUGUUGAAGGUUCAAGUCUUGGUGCACAAACUGUUGACAUUUUGCUGCUGGCACUAGCUAAUGAUGCAUGUAUUUGCUUGACAGCCAUUAAUGAAUUUCCUGAAGAUGUAUUUACAAAUAAAGAACGGCAGCAAGGAGGAGUUCUGCUUCAUAUCAUUGCCGCUCUUUAUAUGUUUUAUGCUUUGGCUAUAGUAUGUGAUGACUUCUUUGUUCCAUCCUUAGAGAAAAUUUGUGAGAAACUGCAUUUGAGUGAAGAUGUUGCUGGAGCCACAUUCAUGGCAGCAGGAAGCUCCACUCCAGAACUAUUUGCGUCUGUUAUAGGUGUAUUUAUCACUCACGGAGAUGUAGGAGUAGGGACCAUUGUGGGUUAAGCAGUUUUCAACAUUCUCUGCAUUGUUGGUGUCUGUGGAAUGUUUGCAGGACAGGUGGUUUGUCUCACGCAGUGGGCUGUGUUCCGGGACUCUGUGUACUACACAAUAUCUGUGAUUGUACUUAUAGUUUUCAUAUAUGAUGAGAAAAUAGAGUGGUGGGAAAGCCUUGUACUCAUCAUUAUGUAUUCAUUCUACAUACUUAUCAUGAAGUACAAUGUGAGGAUGCAAAAUUUCUUCACCCUUAAAAGCAAGAAUGUUGGAAAUGGUGACACAGUCAACAAUGAGCUUGAAGAUGGUAAUAAAUAUUAUGCCUCUAGUUGUGAUGACCCAUCCAUUCCAUUACUAUGGAAAGUGAAGGGGGUGCAGCAGUAUGGCAAAAACAGUGUUGUGAUGGUGGAUGAGAUCAUCUGUUCCAGUCCCCCCAAAUAUCGGUUCCCUGAAGCUGGAUUACGGAUUAUGAUUACAAAUAAGUUUGGACCACGCACCAGAAUGCGGAUGGCAAGCCGACUUAUCAUUAACGAGCGUCAGCGGUUAAUCCAAUCUGCCAAUGGCUCAAGCAAACCACUUCAGAAUAGGAGACAUGAGAAUAUUGAAAAUGGGAACAUCCCUGUGGUGAAUCAAGAGGAGGAAAAUGAGCAAGAAAAUCUAUCUCCCUUUUCAUUGCCAGAGGCAAAGGGAGAGCUGGUAAAGUAGGUUUAUAUUAAAAAACAUCGGACCAACCCAUUGAGCACUGCACUGCUAGUAAUUUUGAAGUCAACAGUUAAUAAUGACCUGCUGGAGAUUGCUAAGCCAGAGGCUAG